CUACUUCAAUUUAAGUUUUGGCUCUUAACUUUUGAACAGAAAUAUUUUAAACUUGACGGUGGCUAUUAAAACUCGUACAAGGUGAUUUAGAUGCAACACACUUGACUCUCCAUGGUGCUCGCAUUAGUGCAUCUCCUAAACUCUAAACGAUUUCUUCAUAGCCUAGGCUACUGAAAAUACUUUUUCUAGCUGUUGAUUAACCAGCGCCGCCCUUCCGAAGAAACGAAACUUCCGCUGGCAUAAGGUGGAAUCGAUGCAGAAAUAUACAGACGGACCUUGAUUUUAGACUGUCACCAUACCUUAGAAGUCGUCUUAUUAUCUGCUGCUAACCCGAGACCGAGGAGACUGAGAACAACCAACGACAAAAAAGAACAAUGGCUGUACAGGUAACCACAACGAGGAUGGUCCAUACUUCAAGCGCCUGGACCACUGGGAUUUGUGACUGUUGUGCAGACUGUGGCACUUGCUGCUGUGCAAUGUGGUGCUUCCCCUGCCUGCAGUGUCAGACGGCCUCCCAGCAUGGCUGGUGUUUCUGCAUGCCUCUGCUGGACCCUUUAGCCUGCCUGGCCGUCUCCUGCUGCCUGCGCCAGUCCAUCCGUGAGACACAUGGCAUCAAUGGUUCAUGUUGUGAUGACUGUCUCACAGUGUGUUGUUGCUACCCUUGUGUGUGGUGCCAGAUGUCCAGGGAACUGAAGAACCGUGGCCACGCUACCACUGUGGUCACCCAGCAGGUGAUACGUGCCUAGGACAGAGAAAGGUGAAGCCACAAACGGGCACAUCCACAACUUCACAAGUUUCACAUGUUUAUACUCAAUGCACUUUUACCAAAAAAUAAUGGCUUCAAAUUAAUUUUGUUAUAACAGGCAGUAUUGUGACACUUUUUUUGUCAGUUCUAGAUGCAUUGGGUGCCCUUUGCGCUAAGUUUUAGCGUACUUUAGUUUUUAAAAAAGUUGUAAAAGUUUUUUUUGUUCUUGCAUAUCUAGAUGUGCUUUCAACUCAAAUGCUAUGCUGACAGCUAUGCAUCAAUAAAAAGCUAAAUAAAUGUU
Messenger RNA from Alosa sapidissima (American shad), 1046 nucleotides. RefSeq names its product cornifelin homolog. NCBI's taxonomy places the organism in Eukaryota, Metazoa, Chordata, Actinopteri, Clupeiformes, Clupeidae. The coding region runs from base 375 to 746 and encodes 123 amino acids. The transcript has 4 exons. The record is from RefSeq and is a predicted model, not a curated record.